AUGUUGUCAGAUAAAGAGAUCAACAUUGAGCAAGGCGCUGCUAGCCCACUGAAAAGCAAUGGGAAUGAGCCACAGCCGCGACAGGAACCAUCGUCUAUCCCCAAUGGCGGUCUAGCAGCCUGGUCACAGGUGCUCGGGGCGCAUCUCUUGUUCUUCAACUCUUGGGGAAUCGUCAAUACAUACGGAGCAUACCAGGCCUACUACGAAAGUGAUCUGCUGCGUUCCCGCUCCUCUUCCGAAAUUUCAUGGAUCGGAACAUUCCAGGGCUUCCUUCUUAUUUUCUUCAGCAUCGUCGGUGGCCCGAUAUUUGAUCGAGGAUACAUUCGUCCCUUGCUUAUGGCAGGGACAUUCUUAACAGUCUUCGGGAUGAUGAUGACUAGUCUGGCCACUACCUAUUGGCAGAUCUUCCUCGCGCAGGGGCUAUGUGUCGGACUAGGAUGUGGAUGCCUAUUUCUCCCCAGCGUUGCCAUUGUCGCCACGUAUUUCAGCACCCGGAGAGCGCUUGCAACGGGGGUCACGGCAGCUGGGGGGAGCCUAGGAAGCGUGAUCUACCCUAUCAUCUUUCGAAGGCUCCAGCCACAAGUCGGUGCCGGAUGGGCCACCAGAAUCAUCGCCUUCAUUGCCCUGGCCACAUUGUCGAUCAGUGUGCUCAUAGCGAAACCCCGGUUACCCCCAUCGAAGAAAUCGCGCCGUCUGGUCGACCCGGAUGCGUUCAAAUCUUCCCUAUUUGUCCUGUAUAAUCUCGGUUCCUUCUUCGCGUUUGUCGGCCUAUACAUUCCUUUUUUCUAUCUCAUAAUCUAUGCCCACCGUAAAAUUGGGAUCGCGGAUGACAUCUCAUUCUACCUUCUGUCGGUCAUCAAUGCAUCGUCCAUCUUCGGCCGCAUUAUCCCCGGACUGCUAGCGGACCGAUUCGGUGCGCUCGAGGUGUCGAGCUUCUGCGCCCUCGCAUGCGCAGUUCUAUCUUAUUCGUGGAUCGCAAUCGAUAACCUCGGAGGUCUGAUCGUUUUUUGUAUACUUUACGGAUUCUUUUCGGGGGCGGUGGUCUCUCUUCCGCCUACAGUCAUCGCCACUCUUGUCCCAUCCCUCGAGGUCGUGGGUACCUGGAUGGGAAUGAGCUUUACUGCUGGGGCCACGGGGUUGCUGAUUGGCAAUCCGAUUGCAGGCCUACUAAUUGACGUUGAGGCGGGUGAAUUUGCACGUGGAUUCAUCUUUGCUGCGUCGAUGAUCAUGGCUGCCACUGUCAUAUAUCUGAUUAUUCUUGUGGCCAAGCGUCGUCGCGAAAGAAGGUUGUCCAAGGAUUGA
Aspergillus pseudoviridinutans is the source of this 1302-nucleotide messenger RNA. Its product is annotated as MCT family MFS transporter. Gene Ontology annotation, biological process: transmembrane transport. The coding region runs from base 1 to 1302 and encodes 433 amino acids. Gene Ontology annotation, molecular function: transmembrane transporter activity. Gene Ontology annotation, cellular component: fungal-type vacuole membrane. The transcript has 2 exons. The record is from RefSeq and is a predicted model, not a curated record. NCBI's taxonomy places the organism in Eukaryota, Fungi, Ascomycota, Eurotiomycetes, Eurotiales, Aspergillaceae.